Messenger RNA from Helianthus annuus (common sunflower), 618 nucleotides. RefSeq lists its product as uncharacterized. The record is from RefSeq and is a predicted model, not a curated record. The coding region runs from base 1 to 618 and encodes 205 amino acids. NCBI's taxonomy places the organism in Eukaryota, Viridiplantae, Streptophyta, Magnoliopsida, Asterales, Asteraceae. The transcript has a single exon.
AUGUCCAUGGGUCAAAGUCAUCAAAUUCUGGACCUAAAUGAAAACCCGCUACCGGGCGAUGAAGAGCAAUCCACCGUAGACACCACCCGCCCUUUCCGCUCCGUCAAAGAAGCGAUAGCCAUAUUCGGAGACCGCUUACAAGUCUCAGAAACCUACUCACCCUCACCAAAACACCCUUUCACCCUACCAAAACAAGAAUCCCCAAUAUGGAAACAUACACCAAGUUCUACCCAAAUUAUCUUGUCGAAAUCACCCAAUCAAAGCGAUCAACAUCAAGCACCUUCUCCUGUGGUCAUGAACACCCUCAAAAAGCUCGAGUUCGAGCUCAAGGAAACCAAGAGAGAGCUGAACGUACUGAAAGAAAGAGAGGCCGAGACGGAGGUGGCUUUGGCCUCUUUGAACGCUGAGCUCCACAAGAACAUGUCGAAGAUAGCGAAAGCCGAGGCGGAGGUGGCGGGGAAAGCACGGUCAUCAAUGACUAUGCGUCAAGUGCUAAAUGGUUUUGGUGAAGAGAGAGAGAGAAGGUACUUGUAUGAGAAGAAAGCGUUGAAGAAGAAGAAGCCUGUGAUUCCGUUGGUAACAGAUUUGUUUGCAUGGAAGAAUGGUAUUCGCUACUGA